Pleurotus ostreatus (oyster mushroom) is the source of this 2466-nucleotide messenger RNA. RefSeq names its product DNA-dependent ATPase protein rad54 (gene RAD54). The coding region runs from base 1 to 2466 and encodes 821 amino acids. Lineage: Eukaryota; Fungi; Basidiomycota; Agaricomycetes; Agaricales; Pleurotaceae. The transcript is spliced from 12 exons. Gene Ontology annotation, molecular function: ATP-dependent chromatin remodeler activity; DNA translocase activity; hydrolase activity, acting on acid anhydrides. The record is from RefSeq and is a predicted model, not a curated record. Gene Ontology annotation, cellular component: nucleus. Gene Ontology annotation, biological process: double-strand break repair via synthesis-dependent strand annealing; reciprocal meiotic recombination.
AUGCUACGCCGCAUACCGACGACUAGCGACGGCAAGGCAGUUGACCGCCUCCAAGAAAGCGGGCGCGUCAACAAGCCCUUCAAGCCCCCGACCCUAGCAAAGGCAGACACUCGUGCCCAGCCCGCGCGCAAGCGCAAACGCGUGUCGUAUAAAGGUCAAGACGGGGCUGCAGCAGAUGACUCGGACGACGAGGGCAACCGCAAGAAACGACAGAAGAAGGACGGGGAGAAGGCGUAUCCCACUGAGGAGGAGCUGCUGGCCGCCGUGAAGGUAUACCCCGUGUACAAGCCGAAACCGUUCGGCGAGGUGUUUGGGGGCAAGAGAAGCUUCUCGCUUCCGACGAUGAAGGGGAAGGACGGGGCCAACGUCGAGCUUGUGUUCAGCGGCGCAUCUCUGGGGAUUCGCCCAAGGGCGAAGAUUGCGCCCCGGCCCUUGCAUGACCCGAUGGAGGACCAUGCGAUUGUGUUGUACGACCCGACGAUUGAUGACCGCGAGACGGAUGAGGAGCGGAAGGAGCGGCUGAAGCUGGAAGAGAGGGAAAGGUUGGAGAAGGAAGCGAGGGAGAAGACAGCUGGGAUGUUUAAUCCGCAUAAGAGUCUGAAGGCCCUUUUAGGAGAGGACAAAGCAACGAAGGACAAGGUACCGAAAGUACCAGUUGUUAUUGAUCCCCGUCUUAGCAAGGUCCUCCGACCACAUCAAGUCGAGGGUGUCAAGUUCCUGUAUAAAUGCGCGACGGGGAUGGUCGUCGAGAACCAAUAUGGGUGCAUCAUGGCAGACGAAAUGGGUCUUGGUAAGACCCUACAAUGCAUAGCGUUGCUAUGGACAUUGCUCAAGCAGUCCCCGCAUCCGGGGAAGACGACGAUCGAGAAAGGUAUCAUAGCGUGUCCCUCGAGUUUGGUCAAGAAUUGGGCGAACGAGUUCGAUAAAUGGUUAGGGAAAGGCGCGAUAAAUGCACUUGCGGUAGAUGGCAAAGGUGGAAAGGCCGAGUUGAUUGAGAAAGUUAAUCGGUGGGUGUCUGCCCACGGGAGAAAUGUGACGCAGCCAGUGAUGAUUGUUUCGUAUGAAACCCUUCGAACGCUCUCAGUCCAUCUGGCGAGCUGUAGCAUAGGUUUGCUACUCUGCGACGAAGGACAUCGACUCAAAAACUCCGAUUCGCUAACAUUCCAAGCGCUCAACGCACUAGACGUCAAGCGUCGCGUCAUUCUCACUGGUACACCCAUCCAGAACGAUCUCUCCGAAUACUUCUCCCUGCUCAACUUCGCCAACCCCAAUUUCCUCGGCUCCAAGAAUGAUUUCCGCAAGAACUUCGAGAAUGCCAUUAUUCGCGGACGCGACUCAAUGGCCAGCGACGAGUUCAAGGCGGCGAGUGAGCAGAAGCUGAAGGAACUAGGAGGCCUGGUCACGAAAUUUAUCAUACGGCGCACGAACGACCUGCUUUCGAAAUACCUUCCCGUAAAAUACGAACACGUCGUAUUCUGCGGUCUCUCCGACUUCCAACUCUCCCUCUAUCGUCUAUUCAUCUCGUCUCCUGAGAUCAAGGCACUCCUCCGUGGAACCGACUCCCAGCCACUAAAGGCGAUCAACAUUCUGAAAAAGCUGUGUAAUCACCCGGAAUUGCUGAACCUGCCCAACGACCUUCAUGGGUCGGAGUCGCUGAUACCAGAAGGGUUCGGCGGUGCUGGAGCGAGCAGCAGAGACAAAGGCCGCAACCAGACGGUCCGUUGUGACUGGGGUGGCAAGUUCCUCGUAUUGGAGAGGUUCUUGCAUCAACUCAAGACGGAGACUACUGACAAGAUCGUCCUGAUUAGCAAUUAUACGCAAACGCUCGAUCUCUUCGAAAAGCUUUGCCGGAGUAAAAAGUAUGGGUUCUUCAGACUUGACGGGACCAUGACCAUCACGAAGCGGCAGAAGCUCGUUGACCAGUUCAAUAAUCCAGAAGGGAAAGAAUUCAUUUUCCUUCUGAGUAGUAAGGCUGGUGGAUGUGGUAUCAACCUAAUUGGCGCGAAUCGCUUGAUUCUAUUUGAUCCCGAUUGGAAUCCUGCGGCUGACCAACAGGCCCUUGCCCGUGUCUGGCGUGACGGCCAAAAGAAAGAAUGUUUCGUCUACCGGUUCAUCUCCACCGGGACUAUCGAGGAGAAGAUCUUCCAACGACAGGCUAACAAACAAGCGCUGUCUUCUGCGGUUGUGGACGAGAAGGAAGAUACGGAGCGCCACUUCUCUGUCGAUGCGCUGCGCCAGUUGUUCAAGUUCAACGAGGAGACUCUGUGUGAGACGCACGAGACGUUUAAAUGCAAGAGGUGUAAGAAUGGGAGGCAGACUAUCAAGUCUCAGGCGUUGUUAUAUGGUGAUGCCAGCACAUGGAAUCACUUUACGAAUGGGGAGCUGAAGAACAUUCAUGACGAUUUGCUACGCGCGGAAGCAGGACUAGAUCAAGUUUCGUUCGUUUUCCAGUAUAUCAGCCAUUAG